This is a messenger RNA of Aspergillus brunneoviolaceus CBS 621.78, 1890 nucleotides long. Its product is annotated as C6 zinc finger domain protein. The coding region runs from base 1 to 1890 and encodes 629 amino acids. The transcript has 5 exons. Gene Ontology annotation, molecular function: transcription cis-regulatory region binding; zinc ion binding; DNA-binding transcription factor activity, RNA polymerase II-specific. Lineage: Eukaryota; Fungi; Ascomycota; Eurotiomycetes; Eurotiales; Aspergillaceae. The record is from RefSeq and is a predicted model, not a curated record. Gene Ontology annotation, cellular component: nucleus. Gene Ontology annotation, biological process: regulation of DNA-templated transcription.
AUGACUAGAACAACCGACGAGAUCAAGUAUGAGGCUUCCUCAUGGGAGCACAAAGGCGUCACCGUGGCAGACGAUGGCCGGAGAUUAGCGUCGAAUCCCGAUGCUGCCCGUCCCAAAGGACGCAUACGACGAUCGAUGACGGCUUGCCAUACUUGUCGCAAGCUUAAAACCAGAUGCGAUUUAGAUCCGCGCGGCCAUGCAUGCCGCCGCUGUCUAUCCUUAAGGAUCGACUGCAAGUUACCGGAAACGACCGAUCGUUUUCAAGAUAAUGCCUCAAUGUGGUCGGAUGCGACGUCCGCGAUUCCGUCGAUUGAGGAGCGCUUGACCUCACUCGAAAGAAGCAUGAGAGAGAUGACGAGUAUGAUGCGCCAAAUGCUGGAUCAAUCGCCAGUAACCCCCACUGGCAUUCCCUCGUGUUGGACCAGAGCUACCAAUGCCGAUGAUGGCACGUCGUCGGAAGGCAGCCCAUCAUCUCCAUUUUUGCCCAAGCCUGUUCGGCUCAUCCAAGACCUUCAAUCGGAAUUCUUUGGUGAGACCGAAAACUCGGCAUACUUGAGCGAAGACAUCGCAAAGGGUGGCUUAGACCAUAAACUAUCACUCAAACUGCUGCAAAUAUUCGUGGACAAUUUCGGCCCUUAUGUCUCCAUAUAUAAUCUCUCCGAUAUACAGAAUGAGGCGCGGAAUCCUGAUUCCUUGCUAUAUAAUACUGCUUGUCUACUGGCAUCCCGCUAUGUUCCUGGCAUCCCCACAUCUGUGGUACAUACGAUAUACCUUCAAGUGCGACAUGCUGUGGUAAAUCUUCUGUGGGAUAAGCCACCGCUUCGCUACGAGUCUCUCCAAGCUCUUGCGCUGCUUUGCCUUUGGCCUGCGACUGUACAAAAGGAGCCCCCAAUGGACAGCUGGCUGUUGAGUGGGGUUUCGAUCAACCAUGCCAUCAUCUCCUUUGAUUGUCUCAACUAUGGGCCUACGGAGACUAUGAUCGAUAACGAGACCGCCGCACAGCUCCGGCUUUGGAAUACUUACUGCUUGACGCAGCUCCAUUUUGCGGUCGGCAACGCUCGCCCUUUCCACAUCCAGCCACGCUAUCUUGAUCAUUGUCCACGGAUUCUGGAGCACCCAGGUGCAACUCUGGAGGACGCAAAGGUAGUGGCCGAGAUCCAGCUAUACCUCAUUACACUACGCCUCCAGAGCAAUGGCGGCCGAAUGCGAGUCGCCGAUACCAAAUUCGAGGAAAUCGAGCGGUGGAGGGCCGAGUGGGCCCAUCUCUUCGCUGGUGAACAGUUCACCCUCGAGCUAAGCCUCUGGUUCUGCCAGAUCCUUCUCUACCGCACCUCCAUGCGCUUUAGCCCAGGCUCCGAUACUCUCGCCUCGGAGGUCCUGCAAACCUCCCGCCUGAUGUUGUCCAAGUUUCUUCAGAUCCGAUAUUCUUCCGCUCUAAGCCUCGUCGACCAGACGUAUUUCAUGGUUGGCUAUGCCGCCCUCAACCUCUGUGAUUUCAACCUCAUGGACCCACUCAUCGAGCAGGUACAGAUGUUCUUGCUCCAUCUGUCCCCCAACGAGGAUCACAUCGCCUAUCGCUUCUCCUGCAUGAUUGUCGAGUUCAAGCGGCGAUGCACCGAGGGCAGCGAUCCGGCCACCACCGCCGCCGCGGCCGCGGUAGCAGCGGCAACUGCUGCCAAAGCCUCCUCUCCCCUGUCAUCCUUCGGGGAAACGCGGAAGAUGAGCAUGGAGCAGACGGCCUCAUUCCUGCCCCCAAUGGUCGAUAAUAUGAUUGAUGGCUACGGGUUCGAGCAAUUGAUGCCGGAAGUCCUCCCACAAUCAUUUCCCGACGGUAUGCUCAAUGAGAUGGCAGUCGCCGGGAUACCAGGAUAUCGGUCGGCAACGCUCUGA